Molecule: messenger RNA, 1534 nt
Organism: Pseudomassariella vexata
Lineage: Eukaryota; Fungi; Ascomycota; Sordariomycetes; Amphisphaeriales; Pseudomassariaceae
Product: putative adipose-regulatory protein-domain-containing protein
Exons: 4
Coding region: 166-1278 (370 amino acids)
Biological process (GO): lipid droplet organization; lipid storage
Cellular component (GO): endoplasmic reticulum membrane
Source: RefSeq, a predicted model, not a curated record
AGCCGCGCUCCAACGACAAGGGCCCCCGAGAUCGUCUAGCACCGGCUCUUCCUCCCACCACCACCCAACUUCCAAUCUAUCGCUUUCACUCCUCCACCUUCGCCAUCGUCUGGAGAUACAGGGUGAGGCAUUGAAGCUGGCGCGCCGAAGGGCGUAUCUGCUGAUAUGGAGUACGUGAAGCGUCCGAUUCGAGUAGCGACAGCACCGUCCGCUCAAAGAGCCUACCUCACGACCUUCUUUCUCGUUGCGACGUCUCUGACGCUGCUCGGCAUUGCCACCCUCGCAUACCCCGUCUUCUAUUACAGCUACGUCCCAAAGAAGGUGGUCUCCGUACCUGUUCACCUGCAGUACAAUGCCGGCGUCAAUCCCUACGGACUGACUUCUGUCUCCAAAGACCUCAUGCUCGAGACAUCGUACGAUGUCGCCGUCGAACUCAUACUGCCGCGUUCGCCUCCAAACCUGGAUCGCGGAAACUUCAUGGUAGCCCUUUUCGCCAUGAAGUCGGCACCUAAUAACCCAGCGCAUUUGUGGGCCGUACCCGACGACCCGUACAAACAUGUCAAUGCCGACAGCGUCAUAUUCUCGUCGCGGCGCCCUGCUCUGAUUCCAUAUGCAGACCCGCUGGUGUCAGCCUCGUCACGCUUACUGUUCCUACCGUACCACAUCUUCGUGCCAGAGUCCGAGCAGGCCACGCUGACCAUCCCCAUGGGCGAAUUGGUGGAGUUCAGGGAUCAGCUGCCACUGAGCAUGCUGCUGGACGUGCAAGCAGGACAGUCGCUGCAGGUCUACUCGGCGAGGAUCGAGCUGGUGGCUCGACUGCGCGGUAUAAGGUGGGCUAUGUACAAUCACCGGAUAAUAUCCUUCUUUGUGUGUACGGCCUGUUUCUGGAUUGCCGAGAUGACAUCCAUGGGCUUUGCCUGGCUUCUACUGUCGUAUUGUCUCUCAGGGCGAGGGAAGACCAAGGCAGCCGUGCAACAGAACACUAAUGCUGGAGCUGGCGACGGGAGCGAUCAUACCGCUGCUGCCGUGAGGCGAGAGGCCGAGGUGACAGGUGGAGGCAAGCCAGAAGUUAAACGUGAGGCGGGCGAAGACGUCACGGGCAAAGCGAGGAUCAAGGAAGAGAGUGUAGAGAGGAAUACCAGAGCGUUGGACUCGCCACGCCGGACUAGUGAUGCGGACAAUGAGGAGAGCGCGGGUGUGCGCGACCUCUCCGCAUACAACCAUGAUGAAAAUAGGGGUCUACUACGCAGGCGACUUUCUCAAAAGUCCAUCUCGUAACGUACGGGAAGCUACCUUCGGAUUGAGAGACACGUUAUAUUGUUUUAACCAUCUCGGUGAAGUCAGGUUCAAGAUACCCAGUUUUUUACUUCGAAUAAUGUUUAAUUGCACCGGUUGAUACAUGACAGCAUUGUUCUUGUGCUUAUCCGUUCGCAGCAAGUCUGGUCCCCUGCACAAUGGACAAUAUUUGUUUUUGUCCUCGAAUCCCCGUCCCUAGCGCCGUCAAACUUGAGCAUACUUUAUAUCAAUGUUUCAG